AUGGCGACCACGGAGCAACCCGGCCUGGGAGAGCCUCAGUUUGCCUCCCACGCAUCAGCAGAGCCCGUCAGCCAGGGCCUGCUAGGUCGGACAGAUGUGGUCGAUUUACGAGACGAGCGCGACAAAGACGAGGAUGAAGACCAGCUCGAGCUCUCCCCCGUCACCACGGCAUCGACAAAGUAUGGCCCGAAGAAGCGAAAUCUCUGUGGGGUUGUCGUGCAGACGCCGAACUCGUCACGGUACGCCAACUACUGGCACAGUCGAUUCAUUCAAAAGUACCCGUUCUUGGUCGAGAUGUUCUAUUGGGCCGUCAACCUCCUCCUCUACGUCUCUAUAAAAUCCGGCAGCGAGUACAUCUUCGCCACGGAUGGUGUCUGGAAAACUGCGGAAAACCACGGCAUCGCUGUACUCGAUCUAGAGCAGAGGGGCAUUUUCCGCUUCCUGAUUCCCAUGCGCGAGAUCGACGUCCAACACUUCUUCAGGGCCGGUCACCAAGGUGCUUUGACCGUUCUAAACCGAGCAUACUCUCUGAUUCAUAUCCCGGUUACGGUUAGUUUCCUUGGUUGGUACUACUACGCCGCGCCGUCUCACGCCCAAUUCGCAUCUGUUCGCCGCAUGAUGAGCCUCACGAAUUUUUUCAGCUUCGUAACUUUCAUGACGUACCCAUGUAUGCCGCCCCGUCUGCUGCCAGAGAAGUAUGGAUUUUUCGACACGGUUCGUCGUGAGGAUGCCGAGUCCAUCUGGGCCACGGGCAAAUUUUUUAACCAGCUUGCCGCGUUUCCAUCGCUGCAUUUCGGUUACUCCUUCUGCAUUGGCACGGUUUUGCUAUACCAUUCAGGCAUCCUCCGCAACUGCCUGGCCCCACGGGAGAAACGCCAGUUCAGGCCACGCCAGAUUCUCCUCGCCCUCCUGAGCGUGGUGUAUCCCGGCUUCGUCCUGCUCAUCAUCAUAGCCACAGCUAAUCACUACUGGCUCGAUGCAAUGGCGGCGACGGGUGUUGUAGCUAUGUCUUGGCUGUGCAAUCGCGUCUUCCUGAUGUUUCUGCCAUUGGAGGAUAUCUUCCUCUGGUGCGUCAAGUUGGAAAAGCCUAUUCCCACUACGGGUUACAAAGGCAAUGCAUUCUGA
Grosmannia clavigera kw1407 is the source of this 1125-nucleotide messenger RNA. RefSeq lists its product as uncharacterized. The transcript is spliced from 3 exons. Gene Ontology annotation, cellular component: inositol phosphoceramide synthase complex. Gene Ontology annotation, molecular function: inositol phosphoceramide synthase activity. The coding region runs from base 1 to 1125 and encodes 374 amino acids. Gene Ontology annotation, biological process: inositol phosphoceramide metabolic process; sphingolipid biosynthetic process. NCBI's taxonomy places the organism in Eukaryota, Fungi, Ascomycota, Sordariomycetes, Ophiostomatales, Ophiostomataceae. The record is from RefSeq and is a predicted model, not a curated record.